Molecule: messenger RNA, 6891 nt
Organism: Leptidea sinapis
Lineage: Eukaryota; Metazoa; Arthropoda; Insecta; Lepidoptera; Pieridae
Exons: 5
Coding region: 263-6166 (1967 amino acids)
Source: RefSeq, a predicted model, not a curated record
UCGUAGUUCGUACGCAGUCGGUGAAUUUAUUUACAAUUUCUGUAUACAAUUUGUUCUCUAUUUCUAGAACAGUAUUUUUUUUAUUUCUGCUUUUUACAAGAUUGGAUUGAUGAACUGUUAACUAUACCGUCUUAGUUAAGUGUUUAAAUAAGCUUUGAAAAAUGUUAUGGUGACAGGUUCAUUACUUCAUCGUUCAUACGAAUAAAGUGACUGUGGACAAAAUAAUGUGGUUUUGUUGAUCAUAUAUACCUGAGUAAAAAAGAUGUGUGAAGAGGCUGAAGUAAAUUAUGUUGAUGGAGAUGUUGUGUGGGUGAAACUGGGAACCUGCUGGUGGCCUGGUGAGGUAGUGGACCCCGAAAAGCUUCCACCAGAUGUGCUUCCAGCAUUUCGGAAACCACCGAUAGCUGUAGUUAAGUUCUAUCAAGAAAAUACAUAUGAAUAUGUAAGGAAAGAAAAUGCCAUAGAAAAGUAUAACUCCAGCCGAAAAGCUGAAUUUAUUCAAAGAGGAUUGUGUUUGUAUAGGACAAAACAUGGACUCAUGGAGAAAUUCCCAGAGGAUGUUAUACGGGCUGAAUCAGCUGUCGGAGGCGACCCCGAAAUAUUAACAAGAGAUGAAUUCCAAGAGACCAAAAAGGAAAGCUAUGCUAAUUUAUUUGGUGACCCAAGAAAAAAAUCACCUAGCUGUAUUAAAAAAGGCAGUGCUAGAGGGAAAUCAGUAGACUCACCACGACUGGCAACUCCAAUAAGAAAGGUUAAAGAUAAAGUUAACUAUAAAGCGCACAUUUUAGUACAAGGGUGUAAGACUCCUAGUCAAGUUACAGAAACAGAUACAACACCAGCUGUACAAACUACUGAUUCCGAAGAUUGUGAAGAAAAGCCUGAUGAAGAAAGUGAAAAAAACCCAGAACCUACUACUUCACAAAAUGCAACAUCAUGUGCAGGCAUUUAUGCAUGCCACGCGUGUCCUUUUACCACAACCCGUAUGAAUGUGCUAAUUUUACAUAAUAAAACACAUAGUUCUACAUUUACUCCAUACAUACCCUCACCAGUAAAGAAGAAACCUACUGCUAUUAAGGUUCAGAAACAACCAUCAAACACUAUGACACCUCCAAAACCCCGUCAGCCUCGACCAGAAAAUAUAGAAAAAACUGUAAAGGAAAAAACUGGCGAAAAAAGAGAAGGUGAUGAAGAAAAUUUGCCUGAUAUAAAAAAGAUAAAAACAGAUGUAGAGAUUAAAAGCAGUUUACUAGCUGAUUGGGAGGAUGCUGAAGAUGAUUCAAAUGAUGAGUCUUCCACAAUUCCCAUAGCAAGAUCACCAGAGGUACCAGUAGCUGGAUCUCCUGCUAUACCGACACCUGCUGAGCAACAUAUUGCACAGGUUCCUAAUGAAAUCCCUACUCCAGUUUCUCAUCAUCAGAAAAAAGAUGAUAUUGUAAUUCUAGAUAAAUCUGAAGCAUCUAAUGACACUAAAUAUGACUUCUGUGAAGAUGAAGACUGGCCUGUGGAAGCGGAUGUAGGACGGAAAAUUCCUCGUGUGAAACCCUCUAUACGAAAAGAAGAAAAGAAGAGCCUAAGUAUUGAUGACGAUGAAAUGGCAAGGGAGAUUGCAGAACUUCUUAAUAAAACAACAGUGCCUGAAUUGCCCACUGUACCUGAAACAUUUAAAACGGAGGAAAAUUUUCCUGAGCCUUCAACUGUGAAAUCACCGGACAAAUGUGGAAAUUCGAAAGAAAUCUGUAAAUUAUUGGAAAAUAAAACUUCUGUUACACUACCUCAACCAACAAAAACUAUUUUUAAGACUAAGACGUUUUUUCGGAGCCGACAUUCUAGAAGUCAAGACGCAAUAGGAAAGUACGUAACAGGACAACUAAAUGCCGCAGAAAGAAUGAAUAUGAAUGAUAUAGACCUCAAUGGGACUGGAACAACACUGUCACCACAACCAAGAAUAUCUCCGCCACCUAGUGAACCAGUGAAAGUGGCACGGCUUGCUCCGAAAAUACAAUUGAAAAAAAUGAAAGCUGAAGCAGCGCAAUUAAAAGAACAGGAAAAAAUAAACACAGAGAAAUCAAAAGUUAAUGAUGACAAAAGUGAUAUUUUUUUUGUUUCAGAGAAGACAAGACCUCUUAAUGAUAAUAACUGUGUCACAAAACAAACAUCUACAUCAAAUGAAAUAGUAAAUAUGAAUGAAUGUGAAAGUCUAAAGACAGUCAAUAAUAUUCCUACUAAAACUUUUCCAGAGGCCCUCAUAGAAAAUAAUCAUUCUCUUGUUACAAGUAGUGAAAUUGUUAAAAACGGAAGAGCGAAUGAUGAAGUAGGAAAAGUUACAUUACAAAAUAGUAAAAUUAUCAACACUGAGGAAAAAGCUCAAGAUUUGUAUGAACCAUAUAUGAACGAGUCUACUGCGUCCGCUGUUGAUGCUUUACUCAGUGUAUCUAGAGAAGCGGAUAGAGUAACAAAAGUCGUAAGUGUGGAUCCGCCAGAGGAUUUAUUUGAAGAUGAUAAAGACAUAGCUCUUGAUAAUAAAACUGAUGCCAUCACCUUCCACGCUACUAAAGAAACAAAAAAUACCAAUACUAAUGAAGAAAUAGAAAAAGAAGAUUAUAAAAGCAGUGAAGAUAUAUUAUAUACAAAUGCACAGGAAUAUUUAGAUACCAAUAAGCAAAUAGACUCAAAGCCGUUAUCUCCAACUCACUCGCCAAGAGUUGGAGACGAUAAACCAAACUUUUCUGAAAAAGAACAUGUGAACGAGCUAGAGCUGGAUAACAGUGAAGUUGUUAUAGAUCCUCGAUGUAAUGAACAAGCAUUGAAUAUGAUGACUGAUAUUACGCCUUCUGAAUCAGAUCUUCAAAUUGCGGAAGCCUUAAUAAAUUUGCCUUCAACUACUAUUACUAAUAAAUCAAUAACAGAUCUUCAGCAACAUAAUUUAUCGCAUAUAUCUCCAACAGACGACAACCAAUCUGCAUCUAACGGUAUUCUCAUAAGUACUUCCACUUGUAUUGAUUCUAUUAAAAAUGACAAUAUUAUUAAAAUUUGUGAAAAAAUAGCACCAGUUAGUACACCGCUCGUAACAACCAAUGUCCGAUUUGAAAGUGAAGAGGAAAAGAGUGAAAAUUUAAACGCAGCACAGUCCUUGGUGGAGAUGUCAGAAUCUGUAGAACACAAAAUAAAUAUUGGAGAUAUUAGGCCAGAAGAUGCAAAUUUAAUAAUAGCCAGUGGUACGUCAGAGUCUUUAUUUGUUACAAAAUUAGAUAAAUCAACAUCUGAAAGCAAUAUCUUGACCAUACCAAAUAAUAAUAAAAAAGAUGAAAAUGUUCCAGAAACAAUGUUAAAAACAGAUACAACAUCUAAAUUGCUUAAAAUUUUGGAAGACCCAUGUACUUCGCGAAUUAAGGUCGAAAAUAACUCGUUAACUAAUAAACAAGUCAUUGGAACUGGUAAAGACAAAAUAAUCAAUUUUGAAGUCGGGAAAUCUUCUAUAAAGCAAAAACAACCACCGAUAAAACAGAAGAUUAUCAUACGUCGAACAACACCUAAAACAUUACUCAAUGCUAUGAGUGAAGUUACUACUACAACUGAUCAAAUAAUUUUGUCACCUUCAAAUAAAACCGUUAACGACGGAUCGCCUGUACAGAGUUAUACAAUACAGACAACGCCAGAUAUCCGGCAGUCGGAUGGCAACACAAUCUUAAUUCAACCGAAAUUUAGAAAGAUCGCGAAACCCGCACCUAAAAUACAAAAAACCAAUCCUGUGGUGGCAGUUUCAAAUAAUCUGAACAACAAAGAAGCCAAAACAAAUGAAACUGUUUAUGACAUUAAUUCUAUGCCAGUUGUUCUAUCUGAUGAUAUAUUUACCCCUGAAAACAUAGAAAAAAUGCCUGUAGUUAUGUCAGAUGGUAAUCUAUUACGGAGUGCGCCAAGCAGUUCAAAAAUUGUAAAGAACAAGAAGUUAUUUGUUAACAAUGAAAAAAUUACUGUCAGUUCAACCCCUAAUAAACCUGAAUUUAAAACAGUAUUGAUGAACCCGUCCCAAGAGGUAAACAAAGUAAAAGUUACAACACCCAACAUUCUUUCAAAGUCUUCAAAAUUAAAAAGUGGUAAGCCUAUUCUGAUAAUUGAUAAAAACACAGGAAAACAAAAAGUUUUGGUGUCUAAAACAGAUUCUUCUACAAGAGACUUAAAACAAUCACCCACUAUUAUACAAGCGGUACCUCAACAAGGAAGUCCUAAAACGGAAAAAUUUAUUAUUAUGCCAUCAGCUGCUUCACCGAAAUAUGCUAGGACUCAAAAAAUCAUAAUAGAUCCACAAACAAGGAAAGCACAUGUAGUCGUAGGAAAGGGAUCAGAUGCUAGCUGUUGUGCUGAUACCAAACCAGUAUCAGCUAAGUUAAUAUCUCCUAUUGCUGAUUCUAAUACACCGGGAAAUACUGUAAUGAUCAUAACCAAUGCACAAGGAGGACAAUCUAGGAUAGUCCUUACUCCAGAACAUGAAAAGUUGUUGUUCCCCAAUAAACAACAACCUAACGUUUCACAGCUCAAAACAAUAACUCAACGUGUUGCUACAAGUUCAGUUAGCCAACCGAAGCAAAUAGUAACUGCAACUGCCACAAGCAAAACGCAAACUCGGGUAGUAUCAAAGAAGAACGCUUUUAUAACCUCCAAGGGACAACUUAUUGUUGGAGGUCGUCUAGCAGCAGCUACGCCAAAUAUAGCACCUCUACCAGAAAUAAGACCAGCUCCUAAACGACCUACAGAGGUAAAGAAAAAUGUACCGCCAGUACAAAAAACAGAGCCAUUAAUUUUCUUACAGCAGAAAUCAGGUACUGUCAUGCAAUUAACUGCGGCGCAAUUUGAGCACUUACAGAGGACGGGUCAAAUUGUUCAGAAACUGCCGGUACCAGCCCAAGAAAAUAGAGUGAUCAUCCAAAAGUCGAUAUCAUUACCCUCAACUGAGACUAAUGUUACCCAACAUAAACAAAGAAUCCGGAGAAAUCAAAUUGUUUCCGCCGAUUCGCCAACGCCACCGAAGAAAAUUAAGCAAGAAAUUGCAAUUGCCCCUGCACCAAUGCCAAGCUUAACACCUAUAAUACCAACAAACUCAUUACUUAAUACACACACGUCAGUAUCGACAAUAUGCAACACUAUUACACCUGUUUCGACAUAUCCUGAAUUAGAGAAUUUCGAAGAGAUGCUACCUGCGAAUGCUAUUGUUCGCCAAACGGAGCCAAUAGUGGCAGAACCUGAGCCAGUUUUUCCUGCACCAGGUAUACCUGCUGCUCCGCUCUCCGAUGGUCAACUGCUGGCAGUUCCCGGAGAGAACUUCGGUGGACCACCGGGCUCGUUUUAUCUAUGCGUAGAAGAAAAUGGAACAUUUACUGCUAUAGAUAAUCGGCCGUUGAUUCUUGAAAACAACCAAUUGGUCCCAAUGGUGGAGCCUAUACAAGUAGUUGCCCCUCAGCCCGAGCGACGCGACAUUUUGGAAGCAGCUCUCGUGAAUAGCGAAGUGUUCCACGCAGAUCCAGUCCGCGACGAGGCGCCAGAUUUUCGGGAUCUGAAUGCUAAUGUGUCAGUCCACUGCCGUGUUUCAGAAACGAGUACCACUCUCAACCAACCUAUUAUGACCCCUGUUGAAGUUCCUACAAAGGGAGAACCAGAAGCGGUUAUUCCAGCCAGUUUGGAUGACGGCCUGGCUGUGAUAGGAGUAACGCCCCACACAGUACCCACGUCUCUCGAGCUACCUAUUACUGUAACUGACCCGCGUAUUGCUCCCAAAACUACAAACCCCUUAAGUAGCAACAAUUACAGAACAUCUUUGUUGCCAUCACCAAACACGGAAAUGACUUUUUUUGUUUCUGAAGAAAGUAACAUACCAGUAGUUGGGCCUAUUUCUAUGCCCUUGCUGACUGAAUUGACUGGUGAUGAGUCUAUUGGGAAAUCAAUGCCCAUAUUGACCGAUGAUCUUGCGGAGAGAAAUGUCUCUUCAAUAGAAUCUACCACCAUCGAGUCGCCGUGUUCGGUAGAGGUGCGGGAAUCAGAGACUGAGGACGGAAGCCAGUGGCCGAGGAGAUUAUUGACUCCAGCAUCAGACAUGUCAGAAACUUCAGUGGAAAUUCCUUUGCAGCCGACAUUGCAGUUGUCCCUCGAUGAUUUAACGCAACGAACGAGUUAAUGUAAUCUUAGAAUGAAUCACAGAGAUAUAUUUAUUUGGAUUUGUUUACAAAAUUUCAAUGUAUAUAACAUACAAUACAAAUUCACGAAGUAUAAUUAUUUUGAAAAUCAUAACAAUUAAUAUAUUGUAGCGAGAGCUACCUAUUAAAAUUUAGAUUGAUAACUUAAAUCAAUCAAAGAGUACAGUGCAAUUGGUCGACUAGAGAGUGGCAAAGAGUAAGCACGUUUAAACGUGGACAGUUGUAAAUAGCAUAGGUUAAAUCUCUGAGGUUUUCAUCUCGUUGAGUUUAUUUUUAUGUAGGUAAGAAAUGCAUUGUGCAUCAAAUGUUUUAAGGUUAUUACUAUAAUUGUAAAUUCAAAUAUAAUAUUGUUGGAUCAUAGUGUGUAUUAUAUGAAUAUUAGCUGUAUUGUAAUAUUUUUUUAUGAUGGUCAGGUGAGAUCAUGUGAUGUAAAACACCAUUUACACGAAAUUGUGCUAUUAAUUAUGUACUGAAGCAUGUGACGACUAUUAAUUUCCUAUCUGUUUUAUUUUAAAGCAAUGAUUACUUCAAAGUAUGAAUUAACUGUAGUGAUGCUCUUUAAUGUUAAGUACAAUAUUUGUUGAUGUAAUUUUGAAACUGUAUGUCGAAUGCACGGAAAGUGCCACAUAAAAUUUUAGCUGCAAAAUAUAUUAAUUUGUAGCAUAAAUAAUAUAAGGUUUAAAUAAAUAAACCAUUUUGAAAAAUA